AUGAGGGGCACCCUGUCUGCCCUGGCCAUCACAGCUGUACAAUCCCUGAACUGCAUCCAGAGCAAUUCAUUUACCAACUCCUACAUCAACGUCAGUGCGUCUGAGUGUCCUCUGAAUGCCAGCACCAGCUGCCUCAGCUCCUGGGCCAACUCCUCUCUAGGACAAAUGUCACCUUGUACCAGGACAUGCUCGGUGGCCAACUGCAGUGGGGAGACGGAUUCACUUCUCCCCUUCACUGUCCACAUGUCUGAUGGAGAUCGCUUCAAUUUCAGAAGCCAGUGCUGCCAAGGGAAGAUGUGCAAUGCCACCAGCGAUACCCUGGAUCCUCCACCAGAAGAUCUUUCCAACACAGAGUGCCUUGCUUUCCAGGCCUACAUCACAUCCUGUGUGGAGAAACCCCAGAAAUGUUACAGAGAAGAGUGAUGCAACUAUCUCGUUGCCCAGUUUAAUCACGGAGGUGCCGGCGGCUGCUGA
Messenger RNA from Cavia porcellus (domestic guinea pig), 474 nucleotides. RefSeq names its product LY6/PLAUR domain containing 8 (gene Lypd8). The record is from RefSeq and is a predicted model, not a curated record. NCBI's taxonomy places the organism in Eukaryota, Metazoa, Chordata, Mammalia, Rodentia, Caviidae. Gene Ontology annotation, biological process: defense response to Gram-negative bacterium.